This is a messenger RNA of Encephalitozoon romaleae SJ-2008, 435 nucleotides long. RefSeq lists its product as hypothetical. Lineage: Eukaryota; Fungi; Microsporidia; Unikaryonidae. The transcript has a single exon. Bases 1 to 435 code for a protein of 144 amino acids. The record is from RefSeq and is a predicted model, not a curated record.
AUGAAGAAAAUUUAUUUAACUCUGUGUGCCAUACUCGGAGCAAUGAAGUCAUUUUAUCUUUUCCAUUCGGUUGUAUUCAUCUUAGGCAUAGGGGUUACAUCCAUUGGGGUAGUGGAUGCUAGGAAUCUAAAGCCUGUGGGGAUUGGUAACGACAUCCAUCCACGGGGCCCGGUAACAAAUACUGUGCCUGAAGCGAUAAGAGGCCCCGGAGUUGUUGCUAUGCUUGAGGAGAAUUGCAGCCAUGCCAGACAACUAGAAAACAAACUUAAGGAGCUUGGCGUGCCUUAUAAGCCACUCUAUGCUGAGGAAAAUCUGGAUGUUUAUAAUUUCAUGACUACUCAGGAUGGUGGGCCCCUACUGUAUGAGGAUGGAAAGAGGGUUGAGGACAUUGAAAAGUUUCUAAAAGAAUAUAAAGCAAAAAAUGGAAAUAAAUAA